Molecule: messenger RNA, 935 nt
Organism: Symbiodinium sp. CCMP2456
Lineage: Eukaryota; Dinophyceae; Suessiales; Symbiodiniaceae
Source: the annotation of a GenBank genome assembly
GUCGCUUGCCUCGGUGGCAUCUACCUGGUGAGAGAGAUGGCCAUCCUGCUACGAGAGCAGCUGAACAAGCGUCUGGGAAGGCCGUCGCUGGUGCGAAUGACCAACCGCAGAGGCGGGAUGCAGGAGUUUGGCAUCGCCAUUCUGCGUCUGCUUCGGCUGCGCCCUCCCAGAGGGGCAGAAUUCAACGAUGUGGUGCUGCAUCCGAAGCUGAAGCAGCAGGUGAUGCGACUCGCCGACGCCACCUCCUCCGCGAAGCGGCGGCGCAUGCCGCUUCAGCACGCCAUGUUCUACGGCCCUCCCGGGACUGGCAAGACCAUGGUCGCGCAGCGGUUUGCCGAGUAUUCAGGUCUCGAGUACGCGAUCAUGUCCGGCGGUGAUGUCGCCCCGCUCGAAGAGCAGGCGGUGACGGAGCUGCACAAGCUCUUCAGGUGGGUGCAUAGAAGCAAAAGAGGAGUGCUCCUCUUCAUUGACGAGGCCGAUGCCUUCUUGGCGUCGCGGAAGAAUUCAGGCAUGAGUGAAAGCUUGAGAAAUGCACUGACCACGAUGCUGUACCAUACUGGCACACCGUCCUCUCAGUUCAUGCUUGUCAUCGCCACGAAUCGGCCGCAUGACUUGGACAGCGCGAUUCUCGAUCGUCUGGACGAGAGCGUUGAGUUUGGACUGCCGGACAUAGAUGCCAGGAAGGGCAUGGUGCAGCUGUACUAUGACAAGUACAUCGCCAAGCCGCUGAAGCUGCCAGCUGUCAGCUCGGGAUCUCCAAUGCUCCGGAAGCCGGACCAGCCGAAUGGACUUCGGAGGCGGCUCCCCGGCAGUCCGAAGCCGCUGCAGAUCCCCAGGGAGGAGGAGGUGGACGAAGCGGCAAUGGCAAUUGUGGCUUCGCGCAUCAACGGCUUCAGUGGUCGUGAGAUCUCCAAGCUCUUCACUUCGCUGCAGAC